Molecule: messenger RNA, 3856 nt
Organism: Prosopis cineraria
Lineage: Eukaryota; Viridiplantae; Streptophyta; Magnoliopsida; Fabales; Fabaceae
Product: nonsense-mediated mRNA decay factor SMG7-like
Exons: 8
Coding region: 580-3588 (1002 amino acids)
Biological process (GO): nuclear-transcribed mRNA catabolic process, nonsense-mediated decay
Cellular component (GO): telomerase holoenzyme complex
Molecular function (GO): protein binding; telomerase RNA binding; telomeric repeat DNA binding
Source: RefSeq, a predicted model, not a curated record
UCAGAUUAAUGGAAAAGAGACCAAAGAAAACGAAGGGAAUUGGUUGAAGACUGCAGAUAUAUAGUUGUAUUGAAUUCAGGAAUCUCAUCAUCAGCCCACCCUUUGCUUUGUCCGUUUCACAACUGGAACAGUAUAUGUGGUCUUAUUCUUCUUUCACCUCUCGUUCCUCGCUUCUCUCUCUCUCUCUCUCUCUGGGCAUCUUUAGCUGCUUGUGUGUAGGCUUCUAAUUGAAUAAUCUGGGCACAGCUUCUCGCUCAAAGGUUGCAUGCUUGGGAAUUGUUAAUUCGAGUUUGUUAUCCUCUUGAUUAGGGGAAAAUUUUCUGCUUCAGGCCGUUAUCUUCCUUUCUUAUCGUGGGCUCUCCUCAGUUUUGGUGUUCGUUGUGCUGGCCGUCAAAUUUUAACAACUUCGACUCUGAUUUGUGAGUCUCAGGUGAAUCCAUCUUCUUUCAUGAUGACGGCGAUGAUGGUCAUCAAUGUUCUCAAAUUGUUCACUUCUGUUCUUGUUUAUUAAGAACUGCACCGACAAAAUAGGCCAGUUACUGGAUUUGUGUCAAUAAUAUGCACCAAUUGUGAAGGACUAUGACUACUACUACAACUAUUCCUUCUGGAAAACAGAUUCUCUUGGAGAUUGGUGAUUCUGAAAAGCAAUUGUGGGCAUUGAUUCACUCUAAAGGCCUAUUGCACAUUGAUACCCAAGACUUGUACAAGAAAGUCCGUUCUGGUUAUGAGAGAACAAUCUUGAGCAAUCACACGCUUUCUGAACUCCAAGAUGCUGAGUAUUCUUUGUGGAAGCUUCACUACAAGCAUAUUGAUGAAUUUCGCAAAAGGAUAAAGAGAGGAUCUGGUAAUGCAGAUAACACAAAAUCAGGAGCACCGCAAAAUGAUUCAGUGCUGAGGAACAUCGAUAUUCAUCUAAAUGCAUUUAAGUCAUUUCUGUCCGAGGCAGUUGAGUUUUACCAAAGUCUGAUUGUAAAACUCAGAGAAAACUAUGGAGUCUCUGAAGAUGCCUUGUUUUAUAAGAAUGGUUGCAUCUCUAGUUCGGUUGAACCGGAUGCAAUGCUGAAAUGCCAAUAUUUGUGUCAUCGUUGCUUAGUUUGUAUGGGGGAUCUUGCUAGGUAUGAACAACAAUGUGAAAAUCCUGAUAUUCAUACUCAUAACUGGUCGGUUGCUGCUACCCACUAUUUGGAAGCAGCUAGGAUUUGGCCAGAUAGUGGAAAUCCUCACAAUCAGUUGGCUGUGUUGGCAACAUAUAUUGGUGAUGAAUUUCUUGCUCUUUACCACUGCAUCAGGAGUUUAGCUGUUAAGGAACCUUUUCCUGAUGCCUGGAACAAUCUUAGUUUAUUGUUUGAAAAGAACAGGUCAUUUCAUCUGCCUUACGUUUCCAGUGAGGCCAGCAUGGAUUUCUCAAAAUCCUUUGGAAGUAGUGAUCAGACCAAAGCACGACCAAAAUGUGAUAGCUCAACUAACAUGUUCAAAGGCCAGAGUAAUCACUUUGCAGACACAAAGUUGUGGUCACUUAUAGUCAGAACAAUAGGUUUCUUCUUCAUAAAAUCAAGUUUGGAGGAAUUCCCAAUUGUUUUGGCUUCUACAAUCAGAGAGUUGGAUAGACUGUUGGAGCUAGAAGAUACAGAACUAAAGACCAUGUUAGAGUCCUAUGAGCAAGUAAAUUUAGCUAGAAGAGGCCCUUUUCGAGCCAUACAAGUUGUUACAGUACUCAUCUUCGUCUUAAAGCAUCUCGUUGAACCCCUGGUAAAGAAUGAGCCAAACCACAAAGAUGAAAGACAGUCCCCUGUGCUGAUACAGUUGGCAUUAUGUGCUACAUUCAGUUUCAUGGGACGUUUUGUUGAAAGAUGCCUAAAGUCUAGUCCGUUGCAUUCUUGUCCCUUACUGCCAUCCGUACUUGUUUUUGUUGAAUGGAUUGCAAGCAUGCGUGAUUCACUAGAAGUAUAUGCAUCUGACCAAAAGAGCAAGGGUGCAAUGUCUUACUUUUUUGGAGUGCUUAUUGACCUUGUAAACCAACUUGGCACCCAGGGAAGGGAGACCAAGAAACUUCUAGAUAAUACCCCUCUAUGGGAAGAUUAUGAGUUGAGGGGCUUUUCUCCUGUAGCAUGCGUGCAUGUCUCAUUAGAUUUCUCUGGUAAUUGGGAGCACAUAGACAAUUCAGGAAGUGGCAUUGAGCUACGUACUCUGCGCAUAAAACAUGCGGCAAUGAAAAUUACAGGAAGUUCGAGUGACUUGCAGACAAGGAUCUUAUGUGAUGAAUUAGGAACAAAGUUUUAUGAGGAUAGAUUAGAUGAUAGUGAUGAAAAGAAAGUUACAGGAAAUGUGGAGUCUGGUUACACUAGUAAAAAAGAGUCUGAUCAGCAAAAUUACAAAGAUGAGGGGGUACGUGACAAACCCAUGACAGGGAAUGAGCCAAGUAAUUGCAUUGUCAAUGGGAAAUCAGCUGCAGUGGAGGAAGAAGAAGUUAUACUCUUCAGGCCCCUCACAAGAUAUAAUUCAGCACCCUCAUACCCUUCUAUCCCUACAAAUGAUCAGACAUCACCAAAGGACAGUGAUGAUCAAAGCCUUCAUUCUGAUGAUUGUUUGCGCCGUGCUACAUCACUACUCAUGGCUCAAAACCAAACUCUGAGUAAUCCCAUGGGAUUUCAUGCUGAUUUUGAUAACUUUAGGAGUAACAAAUCAUUCACACAGGCAGAACCUUCAAUGAGGGAAUCAAGUCCCCACACCUCUCCUCGAGGCUCUAUAUCUGCUGGUCCUCCCUCCCUCAAUGCUUGGGUCCUAGAUAGAGGAAGCUUUAGCAACAAUAGAGACAAGGGGACAAAUGGUAUUAGUGAGCAUAGGUUAGAGCCUAUUGAGGAAAUAACAUCUACAUCCAUGGCUGGUCUUUCCAUUAAUAGAUCCAAGGAUUCCUCCACCAUAACUUCAUCCAAUCAGUCUCCAAACUUCCUUCCCUCUUCAGUUACGUAUUCUAAUCCGGUGCCUUCUGCUCCAUUACUGCCGGAAAAUGCUACUUGGUUUGCAGACGUACAAUCCACUGUGUCUACUCCACUGAUGCCAAAUAUCCCAUCACCACCCAUUAGUGGCUACGCCGAUUUGAGUUCAACUUAUGGACCAGUUGGUUAUGAUCCUUCUUAUCCAGCUUUCACAAACGGAUAUGCACCGACUCGCAGAAUGACAUCUUCAGAAUGGUUGCGUUGGUAUAGAGAGAACUGUACUCAUGAGAGGGCCAAUAAUCUGAUGCAGCCUACCUACUAUAAUGUCUCCAGAAAUCCUGAGAACUUCCUCUAUCAUGACCCUCACAUGUUCGCUCAAUUUGAUAGAUGGGAAAAUCCUUUAUUGCCUAAACAGUACACAUACAUGGAGCCCCCAGCGCCACCAUCAACAUUGCUGCCAGGUUUUGCUUCUGCUAUGGGGCAACAAGGUGAACAGAUAAAUAGUGGCUUUAACAAUUUCCAAAGAGGAAGUCCUUAUGGGUGUGGUGCCGUGAGAAAUGAGCCUCAGCCUCUGAUAGAGUACCUUAAGGAGAAGGAAUGGCGGCUCCAGCGAGAUCCUACCUUCAGAGAGCCUACGUUCAUGGGAAAUUAAAAAUCUCCUCAUGGGAGUUUUUUUUGCUUUUAGUUUGAUCAUUUGAAGACUGUAAGCCUUACUUUGCCUUUACUUCAACAUCAAAGAACAUCAAACUGUAAUGUACGUAGAUGUUUCAGUGUCGAGAAAAUGCGGGAGAACCUCCAUUUUAGCCUUCGUUUCUUGUUUAUGUACAUUCUCACUGAAUAGUAAUCACGUAGCCAUAGAAGUGAACAUUGUUUUCACAAGCAAGCUCAAGGUAUACAUGGUGCAGGGUAUCUUUCUUUUC